Messenger RNA from Alligator mississippiensis (American alligator), 7359 nucleotides. RefSeq names its product mirror-image polydactyly 1 (gene MIPOL1). Lineage: Eukaryota; Metazoa; Chordata; Crocodylia; Alligatoridae. Bases 378 to 1751 code for a protein of 457 amino acids. The transcript has 15 exons. The record is from RefSeq and is a predicted model, not a curated record.
CCCGAGCCUGCGGGCGCCCAGGGCUGCUUGCACACGCGGAGCAGCGUCUCCCUCGGGGCGCCUGGCACGAGCCGCGGGAGGAGGACGCAGAUGAGGAGGUUGAGGUUUUUUCCAAGAAAAAGAUCAAGAGGAAGAAGAUCGUUUUGUAUAUUCUUACAGACAUUUGGAAACUUCAAGCAUUGGAAUAUUUUUGAAAAUCUACUCCUCAUAUAUAGAGUCAAGAUUAUAUUAUCUAUCAUUUAAGCUAAUCCAAAAGUAAAUGAGGAACUUAGAAACUAAGAUUGCCAACUCCAAAUCAACACGGUUACACAAAAUUGAAAAAGAAGCAGCUUACAGCUUCAUUUGAGGACUUUUGUAAGGAACUUCAUGCUGUAGAUAUGAGCUCUGAAAUCUUGGAGCAAAACUCAGAGUUCGUGCCAGAUCAAACAAGUUCAGAAGUACAAAUGGAGGACUGGUCAAAAGAAAUUUAUAAACCGGAAGAAAAGAAAAAAAUUGGAACAAAAGUCUACCAAAAUUCUUCUAAAAGCCUUCAAGAAAAACAGGAACUGAUCACUCAAUGCAAUACUGAAGCAGAUAAACUGCCAGAUUUGCCAACAAGCCUGUGGAAAAUUCAGACUACUAGUGUCCAAAAUAUUUGUGUAGAAGAUGUUGCCUCUCAUUUUACUAAUGAACUGAGAUCUGCAGAACAAGGUGGCAGAGUGCUCUCUGACUUUGUGACCUCUUGGAAGGAUGCUGCCAACCAAGAUAAAGAAAUGAAUAUUUCAUUUCUUUUAAAAGAAUUGGACUUUGAGAGAACAAACAAUAGAAAGCUUCAAGAUAAGCUGGCUGAAAAGGACAAGGAGCUGAAGACAAUAAAGCUGGGCUUAGAACUGCAAGAGAGAGCUACAGAAGCUAAGAUUGCAGAAAAGACUGCAGCUCUGGUAGAAGAAGUUUAUUCUGCUCAACGGGAGCGCGAUGAGGCUGUCAUGGCAAGGCUUAGGUUAGCCAAUGAAGAGAGAGAUGAAGCACUUCUCCGAGCACAGCAUUUGGAACAGUAUCUCAAAGAGCUAGAAAAUAUUAACCCUGAAGAAAAUGACAUGACAUUACAGGAAUUACUGAACAGAAUAAACAAUGCAGACACAGGGCUAGCUAUACAGAAGAAUGGAGCUAUAAUUGUGGAUCGAAUACACAGGACCAAGGAACGUAAAAAGAAAAUAACAGCUGAGGAAAUGAAUUCAGUGAUAGAAGAAAGGGAUGCUGCUUUGUCUGAAUGCAAACGGCUGGAGCAGGAGCUUCAUCAUCUGAAAGAGCAGAACCAGACUUCAGCAAACAACAUGAGACAUCUGACUGCUGAAAACAAUCAAGAACGUGCUCUGAAGGUGCAGUUGGCAACUCUGCAGCAAGAGAGAGAGGCUGCUGUUCACCAGUGUCAAAAACUAGUAGAAGAAAUCCAGACUCUGCGAGUUUAUUACAGCUUACACAAAUCUUUAUCCCAAGAAGUAAGCCUGAAGGAUCAGUUUAACUGUACCCUUAGUACAUAUGAAGACGCACUGAAAAGCAGGGAGGAUAUUGUGUCCACUACUUAUCGCCAAAAUCAAGAGUUAGCAACCAAACUGCAGAAAGCCAUAACAGACCGAAAAGACAUGGAAUUGAAACUUCAGGGAGCUUUAGAAGCUUCAGAAGAGGCCGACAAAAAAAUUCAAAAGUUGGAAAGGCUGGUGGAUGUCCUGAGGAAGAAGGUUGGAGCAGGGACCAUUAGGACCGUGAUCUGAUUGAAAGCUCCAGUCUAGGGAAGCAUUCACAUCUGGUGACCAGGCUGCUUCAUUCAGCACUAUGUAAACACUAAAGCCUUAACUUAGCAAACAGUUGUUAGAAGUGGGACACUCCAACGACAUUCCAAGCUGAGAUAAAAUCAAAUCAUAAAUGUUUAACCACUUUGCUGCUGAGUUUGGUGAUUUGUCAAAAUGUAUCACUGCAAGCGCGUUUGUUUUUAGGGAGUUGUAUUGUAGCAUAGUCAGUGAAGAGUCUGAAAAUAUUUGAGAUGCAUAUUUUAGAAUGCUCUCUUAAUAUUAUUGGACUGCAGUCUGCUUCCAGGCCCAAGAUGAUCAUGUUCUAAAUGCUACCUGCUUCAGGCACAAAAUCCUAUAAAGCAGAGUCUCAAAAUAUAAAUCCCCUUUGCUAUUUAUGAGUCUGUAAACAAUUGAGAAAUAUACUCAACAUAAAAAUAUUCAAUGGAUAAUAGGCAUCCAGAUUUAAGAACAAUUUCUGGUUAAUAUGCUGUAGAAACCUUCUUCCUGAAGCACACUGUAACCCAUUGUAUUGCGAUUAGUAUGGGAAAUUAUGCAAAUGCAUUGGAGAGGGAAGGUAUGCACAUGGCUUUGUAAAGAAUUCCUAUAGCUAAUACAGAUUCCUAUGACACAGCAAUUUCAGCUUAUCAUAAACACAAGCGUGGAGUUAUAUUUCACAGAAAUAAGUGAAUGAUGUAUUACUUUGUAGAAGUGCAACUAUAGUGCAUAGGAUCUCAAGCCAAGGAGAAGCUUAUCCUGAUAGCUGUGUGUCACUCCUCUUCCCUCUCCUAUGGAAGAAAACCUUUCUGAUCUACUAAUACUCCACUUGGUAAUGUCAAAAGAGCUCUACUAUGUAAGGCACAGCUUCACCUCUUUUCUAUCAGUCCUUUUGCCUUCUUUCAAAGGGAAACACUGGGCAUUCUGCUCAGUCUCCCUAGCUUGCUUUAGCUUGUUUAUGCUGUCUGAUUUUUAAAGUUUGUUUUACAGCAAUAAUGAAACAGAAGGGUAGCAGAAAGAAGAAUAUAAGAAGAAAAGAUUUCAUGGUUUGUGGAGCGUCAGUGUCUGUCAGAUAUUGCAGAACUACCUUCAUCUGUAUACCUACUCUCUGAUUAGAUACAGAUAUUUAAAAACCCUGAGAUGGAAUCAAUCAAGUCUAGGUGGGUUUCUCUAAACUGUGUAGACUGGAUUGGGAACAAACAGAACACAUUUGCCCUAUGGUGGUAGGGGGCACACAAAUGCCUUUAAUGGCCAAGGCUAAAAGGCGGGGGUGCUCCCACAUUCCUCUCAGUGCAGCUUCUCUCCCCAGCCCUGCCCCCCCACCAGUGGCCAGCUGUCAGAGGCAGCAGGGGGGGUGCCCUCACCAGCUGUGCUUGCUCAGGUGCAAGGGGGUUCGGUCCACAGGACAGGGGCCUCCACUUGCACCCUGGCUACUUCCCAGAUCAGCUGACAGGGGAAGGCAGGAACCAGGGGUGAUAGCCACACAUCACCGGGAGAGAGAACAGGAAGUGGAAGCCCCCUGCCUUGCAGGCCACCCUCCUGCCCCAGUUGUGUUUGCUUGGAUCUGGAUGGGCCAGGUCCAUGCGGCAGGGGCUUCCCCCCUUCCUUGCUGCCUGGCCUAACUUGCCAGCACAACUUUUCUCCCCAGGCCUCUCCCCCACCACCAGCUGUCAGUGGGGAGAGAGGGGAGGAAAGUGGAGGCCCCCACUUUCUGAACCUGGUUGGCCUAGACCCAGCCAAAACAGCUAGGGAGGGGGCAUACAGUGGGGCUUCCCCCUUCCUGACUGCCUGGCCUCGCUGGCCAGUGUGGCUUCUCUCCCCAGCCCCACCCUCCUGCCAGCUAUCAGUGGUGGGGGGAAGAGAGGAGGAAAUUGAGCCAGAAUAACUCGGGGGAGGGGCUGGGGCAGAGGCCUCUGGUUUCCCCCUCUUCCAUCUCUCUGACAGCUGGCAGGGGGCAGGGCCAGGGAGAGAAGCCACACUGGCCAGCUGGGCCAGGCCACAAGGAAGGGGGAAAGUUUCCACCAUGCAGCCGCCGCUAGCUAUACUGGUUGGGCUAGGGGCAGGGCCUCUGCUCUUUCACCCCCAGCUGCCUGUUCUGGUUGACAGAUGCAGACAAGACACAGGGGUGGGGAGCAAAGGCUUUGCUGCCUCAGCUCUGUAACAGACUGGGGGCAGGGUUGGCCCAGUGCUCAGCAAGAGCAGAUGAGUGUGGGCUGGGACUAGCCCACCCACCCUGCAGGGGGUGUUAACAAGGGAACUGCAAAGGCACCCAGGAUACCAAGGGACUGGGAUUGAACUUGAGUUGGGAGGGGAGCUGGUGCAGAAGUUCAGUAGACCAGUUUAACCUAAACCAAUUAAAAUGAAUACUACAUCAUCCUGGUCUAUUUUAGAGUGGGUCUGCCAUUUUUAAACAAGCCUAUGUGCACUGAAUUUCUGUUCUGUUACAGGUUUAGACUGGUUUCCAGUCACUUAUACCAGUUUAUGUAUAAUAUCUGUACCUAGCCUUAGUUUCAGAGCACCAAGCUAGAGCACUUGUAAAAGGAGUAGCUCUCCUUCAAGCCAAUUCUAUUUGCAGAAUCUAGUAUUUGUUAUGCCCAUAUGACUGAUCUCUUGAGAACCCGCCCUUUCUGCUCUAACACCCUCUCAGCCCCAGUUCUCAAUAAUCCUGAGCCUUUAGGCCUGACCACUAGUAAAACCCCAGAAGAGCCCACAGAUGUUCCUAGCUACUCUCCUGUGCAAGGUGAGCCUAUGACAACAGUCCUGGGAAUGCCAUUGGAAGCUGUUGCUGCUUGUUUUCUAAUAUCUUCAUUAGACCUCUUGGUGCAGUGAGCAGAAAGGGGAGUUCUCAUGUGGACUCCUUGGCUAGGGACAGAAGUUACACAUAAACUGGUUUAAGUAUUCAGAAACUGGUUUAAACGUAACAGAACAGAAGUUCAGUGCACAUAAACCAGUUUCAAAAUAGCUGGAACUGUUUUAAUAUAAACCUGGUUGAAUGUAGUAUCAGACUUAACUGUUUGGGUCAAACCAGUUUAUGAAACUUUUGUCCCAGGUCCCUUCCUGGUUCCAGCCCUAUCUGUCCAGCAGAGAAGGGGAAGGCAGAAUGGGGGGGGAGGGACUGCCUCCCCCCCCCCCGGCAAACCCCGGCUAAGGGCUGGGGCCAGGAAGGGGAAUUAAACUUCCCUUCCCCCAAGUACAGAGCUGCCCUACCCUACACUGCCCUGCUAAAAACUUACUGCUGGCUCCUGAAAGCAGGAAGAGAUAGUGAUGAGCAACCCUGCAGAAUCCUUCUGCUGUGAUUUUGGACUGCAAAUCCCAGAGACCUCAGAAGCAGCAGAAAGAGGAAGCAAACACACAGCCCUUUCUGGCUAAGUGCCAGAGAGCUGUGCUCCAGCAGCCUCCAGCUUCUGGCCUGGGCCGCUGCAGGUAUGUGGCUGCAUUUCCUGAAUCAAAAGUGAAUGUCUGUCCAGUUGUUUCUCAGCUUAUCUCUGCAGCUUAGACUAACCUGAAAAGACUGAAUCAAUUCAGCUUUGGGCUUUUUGACUGUCUGUACUUAGCCAAUUAGACUGGAAGGCAAUGGCCAAGCAAGGAAGGAAGAAGUUGUUUGCCAUGCUUGAGUGACCUAGGUUUCACCUUUACCUAAGUAAGUCUACAAUUAUCCCCUCCCACUGUGUCUGUCAUUAAGGUCAGGUAGUCCCUUAAGUGCAGACUCCACAUAGUUCUGCUGUUUGACACAAUGUUACAUCUUCAUAUCCUUCCUCUUAUUAUGCCCUACCUUGUUUAGGAAAAUAGCAUGGCCACGUGCAUAGGAUUAGAGAAGCCAUCAUAAUGCCAGAUUUGUGGCCAAUCUUUGAUUCUUCAGUAUAAGAUGAAAAUCCCCAUAAUACAGUUGUCAUGCUGUGUAUGAGGGGUAAAAGAAUCCUUCUUGUCCCUGUGUUAUUAGUAACACCUUGGAGCUCAGUAUCUAAUUACCAUUUAUCAAAGGGUGUAUCACUUUUCCUAAACUAUUGUGAUUUGUAAUUAAGUGAGCCAUCACCUUUUAAAAAUUCAGCUACAGAUCUUUUGUCUUUAACAGACUGCUUCAGAAAUCUAGUCUAGAGGAAAGGUUAGAAGUCAGGAAUUCAUGGGUUUUAGAGCUACUCUGCUACUCUGGUGAAAUGUGUGGCCUUUGGAAAGUUCCAUUAAGUCAGUAUGUAGGAACCUAAAGAUGCAGAUGGACAUCUAAUAAGAUUUUAAAAAGCAUUUAAGCAUCUAACUCCCACAGAAAUAAACUGAUCUCUGCCCCUGUACCCACUGAAGUUUAUGGCAAAACCCUGAUGCAGAAAAAUGCAGGAUCAGGCUUCUAGCAUCUGUGGGUAAAGUCCUGGCCUUUCCAAAGUCAACAGGAGUUUUGCCACUCACUUCAGUGAGGUGGCACCUUCUGUCUAUUUUUACCAUCUGAAAAAUUUAGAGGAUUAGGAAAGGAGUGUUUUGCUUAAAUUGCUUUUCCUCAUAGAUUCACUAUCAGGUUUAAUUGGUUAAUGUCCACACAGUACUUCAAAAAUACAAACUACUAUAUAAUAGCAACUAUUAUUAUCAUUUCCAAUUAUUUGUGUCCUAAUUUAUGAGGAAAGGAUGAGGAUGUGUCAGAGUGCAAAGGAGUAAUGGUAGUUCCUUUGCCUCUUACCAAUAUUCACACUCUUAAGUGAGUAAAAGACUGUCUUUCACAGGCAAAGACUAACAACUAUACCGGUAUGAGUUAUAUUAUCAGCACCAUAUAGCAGAAAGAUACACACACAUCUCAUAUCCCUCAUGAGAUUUUGCAUACUCCUGUGAUCAUGCAGCAGGUUACAGCAUUAUGCGCCAUUGAUGAUGCACGCCAUGGUAUAAAAUAUGUAAAUAACAUCACGUUGUCUUAGAAUAAGAACAUUAUUAAUGCUUUUCAGCAGCGUAAUUAUAUUCAUAGUAAGCCUUCUGUAAGCCCUCACUAAUUAACAAUAUUGUGACAAGUCAACUUUAACAGAAAAGAACUGUGGACCUUUAGUCAGUUAGCACUGUUUUUCAUUCAGCCCACAACUAAACAUGAUAACAUAGUUUUAUACACUGGUGUCAGGAAAACUGCUGAUAGUUAAAAAGUUCAUAGCCCUAGCAGCCUUGUUAGUGGAAGCCUAUAGAGGAAAUAAUUUAUUACUCUCUUAAAUAUAGAGAGCUGAUUCAGUAAGACUCAUUAGUUAACAUUAAUGUGCAAGAAUUUUAAAACUGCCUUUCCAAAUAAGUCAUCAGAUUGAAAUAGUUGAGUAAUGUCAAACUGUUGUCACAGAAUAAUUGCGGGUUUUUGGUUUUUUUUUGUUUGUUUUUUUUUAUAGGACAUUUUACAAGAUUUUCAUUAAAAUUGAUUUCCAAGUUAAAAUAACUUUAUGAAGAGUCUUAUUAGGAGACCACAAGCUGUAAAAUGCUUUAAUUCAUGUAAAAAAUAAAGUUAUCUUAAUACCAAGGUUUCUUUAUGCCUUUGUUUUCUUUAUUUAAAAUAAUUCCAAAUGGAAAUUGUUUUCUGUAUACUGUACCACACAAUGUUUUUUCUUUUGUAUCAAAAUAAACAAUUUAUAUGAGAGCAGAUUAA